Rhinichthys klamathensis goyatoka is the source of this 1324-nucleotide messenger RNA. It is a transcript of the gene map1lc3a, whose product is annotated as microtubule-associated protein 1 light chain 3 alpha. Gene Ontology annotation, biological process: macroautophagy; cellular response to nitrogen starvation; autophagy of mitochondrion. Lineage: Eukaryota; Metazoa; Chordata; Actinopteri; Cypriniformes; Leuciscidae. Gene Ontology annotation, molecular function: ubiquitin protein ligase binding. Gene Ontology annotation, cellular component: autophagosome; cytosol; autophagosome membrane. The record is from RefSeq and is a predicted model, not a curated record. The transcript has 4 exons. The coding region runs from base 123 to 488 and encodes 121 amino acids.
CGAACUUUAGUACAUUGUCUCGAGCUGUUUUGCUUGCAGUGAGUCAGGAGCUCGAAAAGAAGCGAAGUUGACCGAGAAUUCAACAUAUAAUAGCUCAUUUUUUACCACAUUCAAGUCCAGUUAUGCCAUCUGACAGACCCUUCAAACAGAGACGGAGCUUUGCUGAUCGUUGCAAGGAAGUGCAGCAGAUACGAGAGCAGCAUCCCAAUAAAAUUCCGGUGAUCAUUGAGAGAUAUAAGGGGGAAAAGCAACUUCCUGUCUUGGACAAGACCAAGUUCCUUGUCCCUGACCAUGUUAACAUGAGUGAGCUGGUAAAGAUAAUCAGGCGUAGACUGCAGCUCAACCCCACCCAGGCCUUUUUCCUUCUUGUCAAUCAGCACAGCAUGGUCAGUGUGUCCACCCCUAUUUCUGAGAUCUACGAACGAGAGAGAGAUGAAGAUGGCUUCCUCUACAUGGUUUACGCCUCCCAGGAGACCUUUGGUUGCUAAGCAUGCGUCUCGACCUUUGAGGGAGGGAUAGCAGAGGGAAGGAGAGACGCAAACAGGAAGCAGGCUCACCCUAAUGUACCCGUUCUUUCUCUCUCUCCAUCAUCACUGCUCCUCCCUUGCUGGUAUGAAACGAAAUAAACCCGUUGAUUCUUGUCUAUGUGACACUACAGUGCAAACCACAGCGUUACUGUAAACACUAUUCUGACCCAAUUUUAAACUUGGUUGUUUUUCUUUAUCAGCUCAGCGUAGGUAUUACACUGUUUAUACUUUGUAUUUGGCCCUAGUAGCUUUUUUCCCCUUGAGUUUUAUUACUUUUAGGCCGUUAUGUCAAAUAAUUAGUAACACAUGUCGCUGUAAAUAGGUGAGAGUGUGUUUUUAUUUUAUUUGUUUUAGGAUUAAUUUGUUAUUACUUUUUGUUUUCUCGUAGUAAUCGUCUGUAGUAGUUACCAGACCUUAGUGGUGCUGGUGUAAGGUUGUAAAAUCUUACUUCAGAAUUAAGUGCUUAUUUAAACCAAGUGAUUAAUCAAGAUGCAGCGUAAUUCUCAUUAAAUUUCCUGUCAGACCCAUUCUGUGGUCCUCAAAUCAAAACUGUUAGGAGACCAAUGGCUCCAAAGGUGUAAUUAUAACUAUCAGAGGGUUUCUGAAGCCUUUAUGAGCCUGUGUUUAUUUCUGGGCUCCUGUGUAAAAAUAACUCAUCAUUCACUCAUUGUAGAAUAAAGGUAUCGUCUGAUGGUAACGGUAGUCAAAAGCCACAUUGAUCUGUACUGUACACGUGUGAGCCAGAAGAACAUCUUUUGGCAUACAGUAUUCUGCAGUCAGCCUCACGUAAUCUUUAG